GUUUCCAGUCUUUAUGCUAAGCUAAGCUAACAGUCUGCUGACACACGUGUCAUGUGUUGAGUGAUGUGUUGUGCUGCACUUAAUAAAAUGGUGUGAUACUUGCUGCUCUUAAUGUUUUGAGAACUGCAACAGUGAUACAGAAAAUGUCUUUAAGCAGUUGACAAACUUUAAUUUUAACUUUUAGAAACUAAUAGGGCAGUAUUUUAUUUGACUCAUUUCUCAGCUUUUGGAACAGCUGUAUGGGUGUUCAUGUUAUUGUGUCCACCCUCUGCACACAUCUGUUUUCCAUCUCUGUCUCUUCUACCUGUUGAACAGGUGAAGCUCCAGCCUCCCAACAACACUCAGGGUCAAAUGGAGGGUCAAAGGUCAGAUCAGAGAGAGUGGCCCUGCUGGUUGUCAGCGCUCUCCUGGCAGCUGCUGUCAUUGUUAUUUGCCGUCUCUCUCUUGAUAACAUGCACACCAAGCAAAGUUUCCAGACUCUGGGAGACGAACAUGAAGCUGUGAAAAGAAAUCUCACAGAUGAGUCAUAUCCAAAAUGUGAAUAUGGCUGGGAGCAGCAUGGAAGACAGUGUUAUUAUUUCUCCACCAAUUAUUUCACCUGGAGUAACAGCAGAGAUGAAUGCCGACAGAAAGGAGGAGAUCUGGUUCAGAUAGACAGCAGAGAGGAGCAGACAUUCCUGGAGCUGAAAGUGAGAGAAAAAAUGAAUGACUUUUGGGACAAGUUCUGGAUCGGACUGACAGACUCAGAGAAAGAGGGCACAUGGUUGUGGGUAGACGGCUCACCACUGAACGAGAGUUUGACAUUUUGGUUCCCCGAUGAGCCAGAUAACUGGACAGGGAAAGAUCCUGAUGGAGAGGACUGUGUGAGGAUGGGAGAGAAAGCAGGAGCUCCUGAUCUGAAAUGCUGGUUUGAUGAAUCCUGCAAAUAUGCUCACAGAAGUAUUUGUGAGAAACCAGCAUGAUGUGAACAUUUUACUCUUCAGUGUGUCUGAAAUGUAGUUUAAAUGAAAUUUCAGCCUGUUAAACAAUCUCAGUACAGGAUACAGAAUUUGGAGCAGUUUUAUUUUUAUAUGUGUAAUGUUAAAAUAAAUGAAUAAAUAAGGAAAAUAUUAAAA
This is a messenger RNA of Dicentrarchus labrax (European seabass), 1115 nucleotides long. Its product is annotated as C-type lectin domain family 4 member E-like. The transcript has 5 exons. Gene Ontology annotation, molecular function: signaling receptor activity. NCBI's taxonomy places the organism in Eukaryota, Metazoa, Chordata, Actinopteri, Moronidae. Bases 453 to 962 code for a protein of 169 amino acids. The record is from RefSeq and is a predicted model, not a curated record.